Phytophthora infestans T30-4 is the source of this 912-nucleotide messenger RNA. RefSeq lists its product as uncharacterized. The transcript is spliced from 5 exons. The coding region runs from base 1 to 912 and encodes 303 amino acids. NCBI's taxonomy places the organism in Eukaryota, Oomycota, Peronosporomycetes, Peronosporales, Peronosporaceae. The record is from RefSeq and is a predicted model, not a curated record.
AUGCUCAGUUGCUACUUCGUUCACGCUCGCCAUCUAUUUAUGAAGGUCCCGACGCAAUGCGUAGUGUUCGGUAGUCCGUUCCCCGUGUCGUGCUAUGUUUUGGCUCAUUUACUGGACGCUCCUUUUCCGUACGACGUGCUAGAAAGCCAUUUUUUCUCUCAAGGUGGCGUGUUGGACAUCCAUCUCGAAGCGUUUAUCUCCUAUGCUGUUGUUCGGAUGCGAAACGUGUGGAUAUACGCCGCAUUUUCAAGUAUCACGUUGAUCGCGCAGUAUCGCUCGACAUCGUUUAGAUCGUCUAAAAUUCUUAGAAUGAUGGUACUUCCUUCUAAUUUAAGUCGAGCGUGGGUGACUACGAAAUACCAGUACAGCUUCGCGCAUCGAGGAAGUGGCAGUGUGUUACUCGGCGGUGUGAUUAUAGAUUUGAAAUUUCGUAAUUUGCUUCUGGUUUUUCUAGCUCCGACUCCUGUGCCGUACUCGGCUGGAGUCUUAUGCCCUACUGUGAGUAUGUGUGUUCAUUGGACAAGCGAUUUCUUUUGUAUCCGAGAUGAGACGUAUCAACGACUCAGAAAAUACAAAUACAGUGCCCCUACUGCACGUAUAAAUAUGAAUACUUUCCGGUAUAUCCAGCAUCAAAUGAAGUGUUUACAUGGCCGAUCCGAUGAUGUCGAAGCGAACGUUGCAUUCAUGAACGCUGUGCUAAUGAGUGACCCUAUCGCGUAUCUGCGAACUGUACUUGGGCGAGAUCCAUCGACUGAAUUGGCUUAUUAUCAAUCGCUCUUGCGUCCGCGGCAGGUCGUUCUUCUGCCUGUAGUCGUGGUGGGAGAUCACAACGAGUACACGGGAAAGUUGAAGCUACUUCGACGAGUUAAUGCGUCGGAACUCACUUGGCCGGAACUCGUACAAUGCGGAUGA